This is a messenger RNA of Purpureocillium takamizusanense, 2278 nucleotides long. RefSeq lists its product as uncharacterized. Gene Ontology annotation, cellular component: mitochondrion. NCBI's taxonomy places the organism in Eukaryota, Fungi, Ascomycota, Sordariomycetes, Hypocreales, Ophiocordycipitaceae. Gene Ontology annotation, biological process: glycerophospholipid biosynthetic process. The record is from RefSeq and is a predicted model, not a curated record. The transcript is spliced from 3 exons. The coding region runs from base 644 to 1942 and encodes 432 amino acids.
CGGGCCCUCCAGUCCCUUCGCGCGUCACCACCCUCCCUCCGUCAUCACCACCUCCCACUACGCACAUGUCAUACAACUAGAGUUUUUCACAAACUGUGGGUACGGGUACCGCCUCGGUGGAGUACGCGAAGACGGCCGCCCCUUUCGCCACGGCGACUUGCGAUGCCACCGUCGACGCCCGCGCGCGCCUUGUACCGGCCGGCCCAAAGCGCGGUACCUUGUUCCCGUCAGCAAGGGGGCCCGACACACACGGGUCUGGGCAGGGCAGACGGCAUGUGGGCUGGGCUGGGCUGGGCUGGGCUGGGUACCUACGUGGAAGUAGUAGUUGGCGAGGGGAUAUCCAUCUUUUUUCCAAUGGACCCAGCGACGGGCCCCACGCGGGGAUGGGCCAUGUCUGCCCUCGUCUCGUGUUGCAGCCACAUCAUGGGAGUCUGAGUAAGGAUGCCCUCGAGCGAUUAUAAAGGCUUCAUGCCCUCCCACCGUUCUUGACGGUAGAUCUCUUCUCUAUCAAACCAUCAACCCACGCCUCCCAUCAUCUUCUAUCCUCUCCACCGGUCCACCAAGUUUCCACACUCACUCUCUGUUGAACCAAACCAUCACCACCGACCAGAGGGAAAGAUUCACCGUCACCACCGCCGCCAUCAUGGAGCCCAAGCAGAGAGCCGCCUUUUACCGCAAGGUCUCCCAGGCCAAGAUGGAGUUUGACGACAUCUCCAUGCCCUCGGAUGGCACAACUUCUCCCAGUUCGCCCGACCUGGCUUCGGACAGCUCUCGCGCUGUCAGUGUCUCGAGCAUCCCCACGCCCAACUCCCCCGUCGACCCGGCCCACGUCGCCGACUCCUUCGUCUUUGCGUUCGACAUUGACGGCGUCCUCGUCCGCGGCGGCAAGGCCAUCCCCGAGGCCAUCCAGGCCAUGCGGGUCCUCAACGGCGAGAACGAGUUCGGCCUCCAUAUCCCUCAUAUCUUCCUCACAAAUGGCGGCGGCAAGACCGAGGAGGAGCGCUGCGGCGACCUGUCUCGCCAGCUCCUCCAGGACAUCAAGCCCGGCCAAUUCAUCUGCGGCCACACACCUAUGAGGGAAAUGGCCAACAAGUACAAGACGGUCCUUGUCGUUGGUGGCGAGGGCGAGAAGUGCCGCCACGUCGCUGAGGGCUAUGGCUUCAAGGACGUUGUCACGCCGGGCGACAUCAUCAAGGCCGACUCCGCCACCACCCCGUUCCGCAAGCUCACCGAUGAGGAGCAUGCCAACUCCCGUGACCGCAACUUUGACGACGUCGUCAUCGACGCCGUUUUCGUCUUCGCCGACUCCCGCGACUGGGCUGGCGACAUCCAGAUCAUGCUCGACCUCGCCAUGUCCAAGGGCGGCCGCCUAGGCACCCGCAGCGAGACCAUGGACGAGGGCCCGCCCUUCUACUUCUCCCACAACGAUGUCGUUUGGUCGGCUGCCCACGAACACGUCCGCCUCGGCAUGGGUGCCCUCCGCCGCAUGUUCGAGGUCACCUUCAAGGACCUCACGGGCGGCAAGGGUAAGCUGCACACGCACGCCUUCGGCAAGCCUCAGGUGCCCACAUUUGAGUUUGCCUACCGCCUCAUGAGCCAGUGGCGCAACACCGAGCACGGCCUCGAGCGUCCGCCCCAAACUGUCUACUUUGUCGGCGACACCCCGGAGAGCGACAUCCGCGGCACCAACGCCGUCAAUGAGAAGGCCGAGAAUGACUGGUACAGCAUCCUCGUCAAGACAGGUGUCUACCAGGACGGCACCGAGCCUGCCUACAAGCCUCGUGUCACCGUCGACAACGUCCUCGAUGCCGUCAACCACGGUAUCCAGCGCGAGAUGCGCAAGCAGGUCGUCUCGUCGCUCAAGAAGGACGUCAUUGGCAUCCCUGAGGGCGCGAAGGCCGAUGCUAUGAUCGUGGAUGCCGAAGAUGCCAUCACGGCAUAAUACGCCUCCGCCUUUCCCCAUCAAUCAUCACACAUCCAUUGGUUGGCGUUUUUCGACUUUCGAUAUUUGGCUCAUAAAUUGGCGAGUUUUGCUCUUCAGCUCACGGCUUUACGAAUCACUGGCUCUUCUUUUCCUUUUCUCCCAUAUAGCAUCUGCGUCGAGACAGGAUCGAACAGAUAGAUUGCGGGCGAGGUGCAUAGACUAUAGACUGUGCUGCCCCUGCAUUUUGUUUUCCAGCUAGACUCGGGAAACUCCCAAAACAUCAUGCACCACCUUAUACCCUGAUGAGCAUGACAUCAUAAAUAGCAUAAAAAACAAUUUUCAAUGAACUUCACG